GCUUCACACGAAUGAUGGUAAUUUGCUAAUUUUCAAGCUUUCCACGCUGUCGGCUGUCGCCGAAAAAUACGCCAUCCUUGUUCUUUGAUGCCGCAGUGGGCUGGCCGAUGGCAUGCCAACCCAGUGGGCACAGACCGUAAUUGGUACCCAUUUCUAGGGCCUAUUUUCCAACCCUCUUCGUCCUCCUCUUUUCACCGCCCUUCAUACCCUUUCCACCCAUUAUAGAAAUCCCCUUUCCUUCCCAAAUUUAGGUCUCUUCCUUUCUCCGUAAUCUCUUCCUGGUUUCAAAUUAUUUUCAUCUUCUGUUUGACGUUUAGUAUUGUGUAUCUAAAUAGUAAGUCAUAAUCUUCAGUUGAUUUUUCUAUUGUUUCUUCAUACGUUUUUGUUUAUAUUUCUCUUUCUUUUAUUGGGAUGUUUGUUUUCUGUUUGCUAAGUUGAAUAAAAGUUCAGCUUUUGAAUUUUGGGCCAUUUUAAAGGUUUAUUCUUUCUUUAUUCUGUGAUGAGAUUUUAAUUCUUUUUUUUUUUCUGUUUUGGGGUUUUUUUAGUGUUUUUUGGAUUUGUUCUAUCUCAAAAAAACCUGUGAAUGUAAUAAAAAAAUGCCCAAUUCAAAUAUACAAGCACCAUUGCACACUGCAGAACAAAUGAAAAUACAGACCCAGUUGGAAGAAGAAGAAGAUGAAGAUAUAGCUGGAGGUGGAGAAGAGUCCAUAGACAACCCUAACAUCCACUAUGAAAAUGGCACUGGAAAUGCAGGUGGUGUAGACAGUUUUCCUCCUGAUGAUAUUUGUCUUACUGGUGGACAAGAUUAUCCCCCGGCGGUUGGAAACGGUGGCGAUGCUGACCAGCUCACUCUGUCUUUCCAGGGUGAGGUCUAUGUGUUUGAUGCUGUUUCCCCUGAUAAGCAGGUGCAGGCCGUGCUGUUACUUUUAGGUGGAUAUGAAAUCCCUUCUGGUGUUCCUACUGCAGGGGCUGUCCCUCUUAACCCAAGUGGUCCAAGUGACUUACCUGGAAGGUCAAUCCAGCAUCAGAGGGCAGCUUCUUUGCAUCGGUUUAGAGAAAAAAGAAAGGAACGUUGUUUCGAUAAGAAAAUCCGAUACAAUGUCCGGAAAGAAGUUGCACUUAGGAUGCAGCGUAAGAAGGGACAAUUUACUUCAUCGAAGGCUAAUUCUGAUGGAGCAGGAGCAGCUUCUUCUGGUUGGAAUGUGACACAGGGUUCUGGACAAGAUGAUAGCAUGCUGGAAACUUCAUGUACUCAUUGUGGAACCAGUUCAAAGUCCACUCCAAUGAUGCGUCGUGGGCCAGCUGGUCCAAGAACCCUUUGUAAUGCAUGUGGGCUCAAGUGGGCUAACAAGGGGAUCUUGAGAGACCUUUCUAAGGUAUCAAGCAUGGAUUUACAAGGUCCUCCUGCAAAGUCAACUGAAAAGAGUGAAGAUGAAGCUAAAGGCAUAGAUGCUGUAGCCAUUGCAACAGAUAUCGCGGCACCCGUGUAAUUUAUUCCUUUCUUUCAUGGUAAGCAACUGCUGAAACAUGAACCAUUAAAUUCUUUUGAACGUGAAAAUUGUUAGUUGCUUGCCUUGCAGCGGGUGCCAUUCAGACAUCAGAAUGAAUUCUCAACCUGUGUAAUAACAUUUUUCUGUAUUGCUUUAACCAACUGUAUAUAUAAUUAGGUGCAGCUUGUCUCAUAUAUAAACUGUUCUGAAAUGUAUGUGCACAUAAGCUUCAGGUUAGAAGAUGAAUCUUGAUAUGGUCAUGUAAUCUGUUGUCUCUCUUCCGAUUAUUCAAGCUGAAAACUGGCAGCAAGGUUCUUGGUGGUA
Molecule: messenger RNA, 1814 nt
Organism: Manihot esculenta (cassava)
Lineage: Eukaryota; Viridiplantae; Streptophyta; Magnoliopsida; Malpighiales; Euphorbiaceae
Product: GATA transcription factor 28
Exons: 7
Coding region: 597-1490 (297 amino acids)
Biological process (GO): regulation of DNA-templated transcription
Molecular function (GO): zinc ion binding; sequence-specific DNA binding; protein binding
Source: RefSeq, a predicted model, not a curated record